Messenger RNA from Peromyscus californicus insignis, 4459 nucleotides. It is a transcript of the gene Cdk15, whose product is annotated as cyclin dependent kinase 15. The record is from RefSeq and is a predicted model, not a curated record. Gene Ontology annotation, biological process: protein phosphorylation. The coding region runs from base 113 to 1525 and encodes 470 amino acids. Gene Ontology annotation, cellular component: cytosol; cytoplasm; nucleus. NCBI's taxonomy places the organism in Eukaryota, Metazoa, Chordata, Mammalia, Rodentia, Cricetidae. The transcript is spliced from 15 exons. Gene Ontology annotation, molecular function: ATP binding; cyclin-dependent protein serine/threonine kinase activity; cyclin binding.
CAUACGAAAGCUCCACUCUGCUGACCUCUGGCAAAAAAGGGAGCGAAUGAGGACAGGAGAGGCGGAUGGGGAGAGGUUCAAGUGCGGGUUUUCUCCUUGAACCCGGACUAUUAUGGGUCAGGAGCUGUGUGCAAAGAGGCUACAGCCAGGAUGCAGUUGCUACCACCGUUCCGAGGGAGGGGAGGCGCACAGCUGUCUGAGAAGCCAGCCGGGGAGCGCCGAGGCUGCUGCGUUGGAGCUAACGGACAUAAAAGGCGCAUCGUGUUCCAAGUCUUCAUUUCACGCCAGGGGACGCCAGGCUGGCGGUGGCCAGAAGUUGGAGAGUAAAAGGCCACGGAGUAACAGUGAUUCUUUUCAGGAAGAGCAUCUGAGGCAGGGGUUGCCAUGGAAGAAGAGCCCCCCUUUUGGAGCAGCCUCAUCUUACUUGAACUUGGAGAAGCUGGGCGAAGGUUCUUAUGCCAAAGUUUACAAGGGGAUUAGCAGAUGCCUUCAGUAUUUCAAAACUGCCCAUGUGUCCCAUGAUGAUCGGAGAACAGUGGAAAUUCUGAAAGUGCAAAGCAUGUCUAAACCUAUUUCACCAAAAAGGAUAAAUGGACAACUAGUAGCCCUAAAGGUCAUCAGCAUGAACGCAGAGGAGGGUGUCCCUUUCACAGCCAUCCGGGAAGCCUCUCUACUGAAGGGUCUGAAGCACGCCAAUAUUGUCCUUCUGCACGACAUUGUUCACACCAAAGAGACUCUGACGUUCGUGUUUGAAUACAUGCACACAGACCUGGCGCAGUACAUGUCUCGGCAUCCCGGAGGGCUUCAUCCACACAACGUCAGGCUUUUCAUGUUUCAACUUCUGCGGGGCCUGGCGUACAUCCACCACCAGCAUGUUCUUCACAGGGACCUGAAACCUCAGAACUUGCUCAUCAGUCACUUGGGAGAGCUCAAAUUGGCUGAUUUUGGUCUUGCUCGAGCCAAGUCCAUUCCCAGCCAGACAUACUCUUCAGAAGUGGUGACACUCUGGUACCGGCCACCUGACGCUUUGCUGGGAGCCACGGAGUACUCCUCUGAGUUAGACAUAUGGGGUGCAGGCUGCAUCUUUAUUGAAAUGUUCCAGGGUCAACCUUUGUUUCCCGGGGUUUCUAACAUCCUGGAACAGCUGGAGAAGAUCUGGGAGGUACUGGGAGUCCCUACAGAGGAUACCUGGCCUGGAGUCUCCAAGCUGCCUAACUACAAUCCAGAGUGGUUCCCGCUGCCUAAGCCUCAAAGCCUGCAGAUUGUCUGGAGCAGGCUGGGUAGAGUUCCUGAAGCCGAAGACUUGGCCUCCCAGAUGCUCAAAGGCUUCCCUCGGGACCGCGUCUCAGCACAGGAAGCACUCGGUCAUGAUUAUUUCAGUGUCCUGCCAUCCCAGUUGUACCAGCUUCCUGAUGAGGAGUCUCUGUUUGCGGUUUCGGGAGUGGAGCUAAAGCCAGAAGCCUGUGACCUGUCGGCCUCCUGCGGGACGGGUCACUACCUACCCGGGUUCAACAAAUGUUGGUGAGAAGAAAAGGGCUACAGCCAUGCUGUUUCAUUGCGUCCGCUGACUAUGACGCUUCGUGCCCUGUUCCCUUCUGGACCAGAGAUCCUUGUUGUCUCUCCUGUCACCUGGAAUACUUAAAAUGUGAUGUUCAAGGCAACGAUAAAAUCCAUGACGAGGAUGCCAUGGAAGGUUACUGCUGCUAUUGUUGUUGCCUAAACAAACGGACGUAAACAGAGGUGGCGGGGGGGGGGGGGGGGGGGGGGGAGAGGGCUUCAGAAGAGUGUCCAGCGUUUGGACAACCCCCUGGGCCAAAAGCUCCGUUUCUUUAUAGGACAGAUUGAGAGACAGACAGCGGGAGCGUUCUGGAGCCAGAGCGGGGACUUGCUGAGGCCUGCCCCUCCUGUCCUUACAAUUCUUCCCAACUCAGAGACUCCUGUGACAGGAGGGGCUCCGUCUGGCUUAGAGAGAAGGUGGUCUCUUGGAUAAAGCUGUCAACGAAUGGACUUGCUGGCGGCUAUUGGUGAUGACCCCAGGGAUGUGUUCUUCCUUCACUGGCUAUCGGGAUGCGUUACUACUUCAAUUACCCAGAUUUUAGGAGCUCACUGUUGAGCUCCUGGCUAGAGCUGCGUUUCAGUCUAUCACCUGCUACUGAAGCCUAAUUGUCUGCCGGGGCGGCAGAAGCUAUGAGGAACCGAAGCUCCCAUUGAUGGUGGAGAUACUAGAGUUCCAGAGACGUAACUCAAGCUCUGGGGCACCAUCAGACACACGGGCACACACAGCACCCUCGGCAGGAAAUCCACCCCGGCUGACACUUGUGCCUCCUAAAGGAAGCCUGGGAAACUCAAAUUACUCCAUCAAGGAGUCGUCUCAUGAAAUCUAGUAGCCUAGAAACCAGAGACCACUAGAAGAAGGAACCAAUUAAGAGAGAAUUUUGAAAUGGUAACUGUCCACCCAGUGUCUUGGAUGAAAAGGAAUGCAGAUGGUCUCCCCGAAAAGCUGCCUUUGUGUAUAUUAGCAAGCUGUUGGACAAAGUCUGCCCGCUGCACCUGCUAGAUGAAACGGUGUGGGCUGGACGGGGUGGGCAGGGUGUACUCACAAAUGGCAGGUCUUAUUCAACCUAGAAACAUGCCCAUAAGGGUAUGGUAAAGGAUUCAGACUUCGGUCCUGCUCUGGUCAAGGAUUUCUAUUGAUGGCUUGAAUAAAUCAGAGAAAAAAACGUAACUUACUCAUACAACUCACUGAAAUAAGUACUACUGCUAUUAUUAUCCCACCCUAUAAAUGGAAACUGAGGCUCGGCAAAGUUAAGCGAUUUCUCUAAGGCAGUAUGCCAGAGUUCAAGUGCAAACCUCACGUCUAAGUGUGUCCAGUGUCUGAGAUCUUCCCGAUAACCACAUCUCAACUGGUUCUGUAGACUGCUCUACUGUUGAAGAGGCAGCUGAUGUUUCACGUCGGCUCAUGAUUCAGAGGACUCAGACCUGGCUAAUCACAGCGAGUCAAAACAAUACUUAUUUCCAUCAGUUUUUAUCUGAUUUAAAUUAUUACACAUUGGCCUUAAAAUGCCUACAACUUAAGUAAGGCCAUGACUUAGUGGAAAGUGACUCUUUUAAGUACAAGGUGAAUUAAUUAUAUAAUCUGUCGGCCCCCAACAGAUAAUGCUAAUCCCUUCAGGCUACAGAAAUGAAAUACUAAGACAAGAAGUUGCCCCACAAGAAGAAAAGCAGCUUGGUCUCUGAUCUGGGCACAUUUGAAUCAUGAAGCUCAGCUCCACGUAUCACAUACCACACUCUAAAAAAAGCAUCAUAUGAAAUAGAUGUGUAUUGUGCACCUAUUAGUCUGCCCAUCUAAUCUUGCAUAAUCUUAGCAGUACUAAGACAUAGUAGAGUUUACAGAGAGCACUCAGAAGCAGGUAGAAGUAGCUAGGGUUUGCUGCACAAACUGUCCCCAAAGCCUCUGCUUCCCCCAGCACACCCCCAACUCUGCUGCGUGCUCCAAGGUGGACUACUGGGACAAGGCCCAUGGAGGGACAGCUGCUGUAAGAAAAAACCCAGGAGCCAGAGACACUCUCCAGUGGCAGAUGGCUGUCACGGAGCAAAGGGGCUGCCAGCUGUGGGCCACUGCAGGUCAGUACAGGCUGCUGCUGCUUUGGGAGAGUCAGGAAGACUCACCUGCCCAUGAACAGGGACUGAGUCCCCUGAGCUGGCUCCCCAGCCCAUGAGCAGGGACUGAGUCCCCUGAACUGGCUCCCCUGCCCAUGAACACGGACUGAGUCCCUGAACUGGCUCCCCUGCCCAUGAGCAGGGACUGAGUCCCCUGAACUGGCUCCCCUGCCCAUGAACACGGACUGAGUCCCCUGAACUGGCUCCCCUGCCCAUGAACACGGACUGAGUCCCCUGAACUGGCUCCCCUGCCCAUGAACACGGACUGAGUCCCCUGAACUGGCUCCCCUGCCCAUGAACACGGACCGAGUUCCCACCACAGUGGUGGCUUCCUCUGCCCCCUGGAUGAUACAGAGAGCAAUCACCAAGAUUCCUAGUUGGAAGUGAGAACAGCUGGUCCUUCGGAUUCUUGAGCAUGGCCUCUGAGCAUCAGAGACAGACCACACUGGGGUUUCUCUAAGAACCUGCUGCUGCAAGAGUAGGUAAAUUUGUUUUAUUUUCUGUGAAAGCAUUUUUUUAAAUUAAAUUAACAAAAUCACCCUCUUUAGUUAGGUGGUGGUUGUGAAUGCCUUUAAUCCCAGCACUCAAGAGGCAAGAGGCAGGCUCAUCUGAGUUCAAGGCCAUCCUGGUCUACAGAGCAAGUUCCAGGACAGCCAGGGCUAUACAGAGAAACUUUGUUUUGAAAAACAAAAACAAAAAUUAUCCUCUUUAAUUCUAAGUGGAAGACAAAUUAAUUAUGAUUGUGUUUUUUCUCUCCUUUAAUGAGAUUAAUAAAAAUUAUGUAUAUAGCUCUAAAACA